GUAGACAACAUUAACAGGUAAACUUAAAAAGUGAAGAUUAGUGAUUUUUUGAGUUAGCAAGAAGGUAUUGUGGUCAACUGGUAGGCCUACUAAAAAAAUCGUGGUGAGUCGCUUACUUUGAAAGCAACGUUAUGCACUACUUGGUGUAUCGAGGGACUUGCCAAUAAAUAAUGUAAGCUCAACUGCGUUAGUAAUGGGGGGAAAAAACUGAAGCUUCAUUAAAAGCAUUAGUGGUUCACAGUUAAGAAAAUGAUAUGACUUAGCCAUUCAUUUGUUUUAAACUUAAUUGUAUGGACUUCUUGUUGUAAGUCAUAAAUAUAGGUCAAACUCGUAAAAAAAUUAGUUCAAUUUUCAAAUGAGAGUACAUUACCUAUACCAGAUGACAAUCAUCACGGACUAAAAUUUGCAGUUGGUUAUACAAUAUAGCUAUUGACAUUUUGGUAAGCAAAUAUAAAGUCUUGGAUGUGCUGAAAUGAAAGUCACCGUGAACUUUGGUAAUGUGCGGGUGAUAGUGCCAUGUGGAAACGGAGAAAUCUUGGUCCGAAAGUUGAUGGACUUGUCUGUUACCCGUUACAAAAAAGCAAUAGGAAAGCCACCAGAUGCCUGGAUAACCAUUCACAACCUCAAACUUUCCAGUGAUGGUGGCAUACUUGAUCCUGAUGACCAGUUGAAUGAUGUGGCUGAUGACAGAGAACAAAUAAUUGCCAUUUAUGAAGAACAAGGUUCUCUUUUUCCACCACAUAAUGAAGGAGAUGGUACAAGUGCUAGCUCUGUGGGAACAGAAAGUCCUGACAUCUUCAGGGGAAGUGAAGAGGUGAAAGAGCCAUUCACUGAAAAUGAUGUGGAAAUCACUGCAGACUAUAUUUAUAAUGGUCUAACGGCUCUCCAUGUACGAAGGGGAAGCGAAUCUGCUCUUAAUUGUCUUUUACCAAUUUCUACCAAUCUUGAUCCAAGUAAAAGGUGGUCUGCAGCAGUUAUCAUAGACAAUGAUCCAUGUGGGACAUCAAAAUUGUCUUCAAGUGAUGAUCUGGAUCAUUCUGUUAAGGUUUUGCCUGCCGCUGAAGCUGGACAAGAAGACCUUGGUUUUACAAGAGUCAGUCAGGGAACAAGAAGAAUGUCCAUCUUGGGCAGUGGUUCCAACGUCCUGUCUUGGGAAGAAGCAGCAGACAGGCAACUGCUUAGAAUUCAGGAUACCAGAAAAGAACCACUUGGUGGGUCAGGUACACCAUCUGAUCAGUCAAGAGACAGAGAUAGUGAAUCUUCAGGUGUCGGUGAUUACAGAGAAAAUCCAGUUACCUUAAAGAAUGUAUCUGGUCCUUUAGGCAUUCAUGUCAUUCCAGACUAUGAUUCCAACGGAAGAAAUAUGGGGCUAGUUGUGCAUGGUGUUGAACCUGGUGGCAGAGUUGACCAGGAUGGACGGCUUCAUGUUGGAGAUCGUAUCAUUGACAUCAAUGGGCAAAGUUUACUUCAUGUUAGCUUCCGAAAAGCUCAGGAAAUAUUUAAAGAUGCAUUAAGAGAACCAGAACUUAGGAUACGCUUUGCCAAGAAUUCAUUGUAUACAGGCUCUGUUCAAAAACCUAAAAAGCCUCCUCCCCCUGUUUAUCCAAAACCCCUGGUCUCGAAAGAGAGACCAAAAGAUGAAAGUGAAAGAGCAGACUUGGUGGAAGAACUAGAAAAAGGUUCAAAUUCAAAGGUUGCCACAAUAACAUCAACAAAAAAUACUCCUUUAUCUGUGCCAUUGAAUCAAAAGAAUAUUUCUCUCACCUCAAACACAAGGAAGAUUGGACAGAAAAUUUUGAUACAGCUGACAAAAGGCCAAGAUGGCUUUGGUUUCAGCAUAACAACAAGGGAUAAUCCUGCUGGUGGGAACUGUCCCAUUUACAUUAAAAACAUUCUACCUAAAGGUGCUGCAAUUCAAGAUGGUAGACUGAAACCAGGAGAUAGGCUUUUAAAAGUCAAUGAAGAAGAAAUGACUGGUUUAUCGCAGACAGAAGCUGUUGACAUUUUGAGAAAGACUCCAUUAGGAGGAACUGUGAAUUUAAUGGUUUCUCGACAAGAAAUCAACCCUACUUCCAGUUCUGACUUACCCCAAGAAAUGCCACCAGAUAAAAAUGAAGAGGAAUUUGGCAUCUAUCCUUGGAAGCACAAAGAGAUAUUGACCUUUGACAUUCCAUUAAAUGACACAGAAUUAGCUGGUUUAGGUGUCAGUGUGAAAGGCAAAACCAGUACAACUCGGGAUGGUUCUGUAGAUUUGGGUAUCUUUGUUAAAUCCGUUAUUCAUGGUAGUGCUGCAUCUAAGGAUGGCCGACUUCACAUCGAUGAUCAGCUCAUUAAAAUUAAUGGCAUUUCUUUGCUAAGAAUGAAAAACACAGAAGCCAUGGAAAUGCUUCGCCAUGCUAUCAUUAAAAAGGAAGGCCUUAGUAGUGCUACUGAAUUCAUUACUCUUACCAUUGCUCGAGAAACAUUUUUGCCGGCUCAGAAUUCGGAAAAUAUUGUUCCCUUCCUCUCAUCAUUUAGUCAGGACAAUUCAACCUUUUAUGGCAGUGGUGAUUCUUCCAUUGGAGACACCCAAGAGAACUCCACUCGUCUGCUGGAAAAUGAACCUUCUGCUCCAGAUAAUUCUACCAGUGAAAGUUUAGAAGACACAGUAAUAUUGGUUCCCAGAUCAAGAGCUCUUGGAAGUUUUGAUGCAGAAAAUUUAGACAUGGACAUACAAGAAACCAAACUAUUGGGUAGAAACCCUGUUAUUGACAGAUUAACAGGCCAAGAUACUAAAGCCAAUGCACUUGGCAAUGAGUUGUACUUUCAGGAAAGCCUUGAAAAUUGGGGAGAUAAUCAGUUUUUUGCAUUACAUGGGGAGAUUACUAGACAGGAUAGCCUUAAAAAUGAUCCAACCUUCUCUCCAACAGUUAAUAUACCAAUGUCUGAAUCUGUGAUUAUUGAAGGAUUAUAUGGAAAUCCAGUUCGACCCAAAUCUUUCUAUAGAUCUUCCACAUCAAACAACCUAUACUCGGCUUCUGCAAAAAAUACGAGUCACACAGAAGGAAGUAAAACUGCAGACAGUGAGGAACAAAGUACAUUGGUAGACAAAGAAGUCAUAACAAGCCAGCUUUCAUUGGAUGAUGAAAGGCAAUUCACCCUAUCCCGAGAUGGACUUGGUCGCCAAAGUAUGUCAGAAAAACGACAUGCCCAGCUGGAUGCUCAUAACACUGAUACAUUUCAGCGUAACAAGCAAGCUCGUGAAGGGCGACAAAAACAGGUGGAACCUGAGGAACAACAAAACUCACAAAACCAAGAAAAGCAUGAGCUUCAAGAAGUAUUAUUUAGUAAAAAACAAAAGAACGGGAGCUUUCAGUCACCAGGCUCUCACUGUUAUUUAGUGCCCUCUGGUGGAGAUAAUAUAAAGAGCAUCGAGUCACAGGUGCAGAUUGGCCCUUCUCUUGGGAUGAGAAAGUCUAGCAGCCUGGAAAGUCUUCAAACUCUUGUCCAAGAACUUCAGAAAGAGGAAUAUAGUCAAGUUAGGGGCUCUGGUUGUCCCACGGGCAAAGCUACUCGAGGAUGUGGCUGCAACGAGAGUUUCAGAGCUGCAGUUGACCACUCCUAUGAAGGACCUGUCACUGAAACCAUGGAAACCUUGGAUGAAGACAAUGAAAGCAGCAGUUCUAAUGGGCAGGGGGUUCAUGGACAAGUAUCAACUACUAGAAAUAUCCAACAAACCUCUGUCAGCAGUAACCCUUUGAAUGGGCAACAAAACUCAGGAAAAACAGCAAAGAAAAAAGGACUGCUGAAAGGAUUAGGUUCAGUUUUUAAGUUUGUGAAAAACAAAAAAUCACAACAGGAACAAGGAAAUAAAUUAUCUAGAAAAGAAACUGAAGAAGUGGAAGGACAGUCACAAGCAAGACAAACUGCUCAGGAGGAACAAGAAAGGAUACAAGAACAGUACAGAAAGCUAGUAGAAAAACAGAAGCAACAACAGACAUGUAGCAAUGAAUCCUUGGCAUCAGCCAAUCACAUUCCACUUCAGAUUAGGCAAGAGCGGAUGCUUCAACUCAGAGCUCAACACCAGAGACAACACGAAGAGCGGCAGGGCCAUUAUCCUAAAGAUAAAGAAGAAGAGGUUUAUGAGAAAGAGAUAAUGGAUGCCAUUCAUCAUCAGCCUAGACAAGAGACUGAAGUCCAACAUGGUAGGUUCAAGAGCUCUGGCAUCUUUAAGGAAAUGGAAAGACCGGGAAGCAGGAUGGGCUUUGCAGAUCCAAGCAAGUAUGUCCAUUACAUGAACUACAAAGAAAUUCAACAGCAUCUACAGAAAUUUAGACAACAUCAACUACAGAAUCUAUCUCGUAAGCUUCAGAUUACUAAAUCUUCUCCUGUAGACCGAAGAGAUAGGCCGAUCUCAAAUUUCUUUGAGUAUGAUAGCAUGCAGAUUCAUCAGCAAGUUGGGUUUGAGCAGAAUAAAGAGUCCGACACUAACUCUUUACCCCGUCAUUCCAGUAUACUUGGUCAUCCAAAGAAACAAUCUUCACCAUCUGUUCAAACUCAACGCUAUAAAAGCCACCAAGUCCCUCCCUUACAGUCAGUAGACAUUCAUUCAUUACACAGGCCCAGUGUUUCCACUGGUUCUGCCAAAUUGCAAUGUGUUUCAGACCAGUUGUCAGGUAGUGCUUUGCUUUCGUCACAUAGAAAGACAAUACAAUAUGAUCAAGGUUCUGGAUCCAAAGUUUAAUACAUAUGCAAUUUGUUUAGCAGUUUAGACAAUUAGAAGUUUACACUCUUUCUUUUAUAUGUAUGUAUCAGUGGCAUCGCCUGGUAUGAAAUUUUGGGUGGGUCUGAGCAGGAGGCAUACACACUCUUGGUGGCAAGUUCCAGGAAGCUAAAACAACAACAACACUAUGUACGAAAUAUUUGUAUGUGGGAACCGUCAAGCAGACUGAUUGGGUAGGCCUAGGUGCUAAGUGGAGAGGCCAUGGCCUACACAGACUCACCUGAACUUGUGUCACUGGUAUGUAUGUGUAUACACACAUAUAUCUCUCACACCACAGUAGAAGAUACUAACAUUAAUCAUGCAUUCUUUAAAUUAAAAUUAUCAAAGCAAUAAUAUCUUUUAGAUAAGAAUUCCAGCUCCAUGUUCUUAAAGACUUUCCCUUCUUUAUUUGGCUGUAGUAACUGUGAUAACCAUUACAUAACAUCUUAGCAACAAAAACGAAAUAAAUUUAUAUUUUAUGUAAUGUGAUGGCAUUAUUUACUCUGAACAGUCCUUAGUGUUAUUGAAUUAUUACUGUAAAGGCUUAGUUCAGUGGUAGAGGAAAACGUUUUAUGGGCUCUGGUGCUGCAUUUUGCUAUAGAUCAACUCUCAGUAUAAAUUUUAAGAUAUUAUAAUGAUUAGAGGUGCAAUUUUUUUUUUCAAAAUUAUCUUUGACAAUGAAAACAGUUCUGAUUUUAAGUAUUAAUGGCUUAUAAAGUUAACGUUUUGUGUGCCUUUGAUUUAUUAGAAACUUUUUUUCUUGCCCCUUUUUCGCAAUUUCAUCAAUAAGCCAUUCCAGGUAAAAUUUUCUUCCCCUUUUUAUUUUCACUCAGUCUCACUUCUCCCAUUGUAGGUCAUAAGUAGUUUUUAGUGAGCUUGAAUUUGGGAAGUGAUCAUUCAGUACUAGACACUGUUACUAUUAAGGUUAAAAACAGCACCAACAUUGUACAAACUUCUGAAAAUGUUGAUGAAUGUGACACAUUUUCCACUAUUAAUAAUGUUGCUAAGAGCUUAACAGUUUAUAAUUUCAAAUUUAAAGUGACUUUUGAAAUGACUAAGUAGUUUCUUAGUGACCUCGAACAUUUCCUUGUUUGUUUUUAGGCAUCUGUCGAACACAUUAAGUUUGAAGUAUUGAUAAACCAUUCGUCUAUGCAAAAUUUAUCAAAAUGACACUCCAAUUUCUGCCUCUUCAUAGGUAUUGUUGGGAUUCCACUUUUCAAGAAUUUUGGUGUCAAAUUUCUUGAAGACAUCAAACUCAUUUGGCAUCUUAGCCAAAGUUUCACUAUGAAGUAAAAUACUAGCUGUCUGGUGGUUUGAAUCUUUUUUAUUGUUAAGUAAAAUACUUUCAGUCUGGAAGUUUGCAUCUUUUGAUUGUGAAAUAGAAUACUUGCUCUCUGGAGAGUUUAUUGUUUGAUUGUAUAGUAAUAUACUUGCUGCUGGAGGUUUGAAUCUUUUUUAUUGUUAAGUAAAAUACUUUCAGGCUGGAAUUUUGCAUCUUUUGAUUGUGAAAUAGAAUACUUGCUCUCUGGAUGGUUUUUGAAUGCAUAGUAAUAUACUUGCUGCUGGAGGUUUGUCUUUUGAUUAUGGAAUAAAAUACUUGCUGUCUGGAGGAUUGUAUCUUUGGAUUGUGAGGUAAAAUAUCAAAAUCAUAUUUAUGAGAUUGUCUGAAACCUGCCCACAAAAGUAUUUUUCUUUCCAGAUUUGUAAUACAUGUUUACCUACAGUUCCAUGCAAUCACCAUUGCUCAAACACUGAAACUGCUUGUAAAUGAGAUUUUGCAGUUUUGCUAUCCAUGUGACACAUAAGUAACAUUUUUCUUUUGCUGUCUAUUAUAUCCUCAACAAAAUGUUUAUCAUCUGAAGAGUAUUUUGUAAAUAUAAAAUCUGAUUUCAAACAUUAGUGGGUAAUAUUUUUACAGUAUUGGUGUACAGAGAUUUACUUGAGCAGGGUUCUUUGUUGGAUGCUUGUGGCAUUUUUCAAUGUACUUUGUUUUUCAUAUCUUGAUUCUUUACUAAUAGUUUCAGGACUUUCAACAUGCUCUCUUGGCUCACAAUCAGUCUUACUUUGUAAAGAAAUGUGUGAACUUAUUUUUGUGACAAAUUUUUCUGUCUUUUCUCUGCAUUUUGUAGCUCCACUUUUGUAUUUAGGGGGCACAUCACCAGUGUUCACUACACCAACUUAUAGGCCGUUGUUAAGUCCUAGCACAGUUUUAUUUGGUCUCAGGAAUACUUCAAAUCACUCUUCCAGUUUAAGGAAGAGAGUUUUGGUCUAAAGAUAAUUCAAACUAAAUAGUCAUCUACAUAGUAGGUCUGGUUUAUGACCUUGCCAGAUCAAGUGAGUCCCUGAAAGUUUGUGGACUUGGGUGCAUCAUUUAUUUCUCUACCACUGGCCCAAUUCUUCAAAAACAUGGUAAUUAUUUCCAUUUGAAUUGGACAAAGGAAUCUGAGCUAGUAGAUUAGCUGUGUAUGUAUGUAUAUAAAAUAAAGUAGUGAUAGUAAAAUCUCCACACUAUUUUAUGCCCUAAAUGUAGAUGAAAUAAAACUACUAAGCAUUGGAACUCCAUAUGCUUUGUUAAUGUUUAUGCCAAAUGUCAUGUUAUCAACUGUUUACACAAACUGCGAGAACCACUGAAGAUUAUUAUUGCCAAAGAAUCUGUUUGUUGUCCCUUAAUCUAACUUAGGUGAAGCAGUUUUAUUAGCUAAAACCUUGUUUUCGAAUAAUAACAAACUUUAUUGCUACUAAAUUAGCUAAUACUAUAUCAUAAAUAUACUGUCAAGUUUUAAAUUCAUAGAAUCCUAAAAGUAAUUUCAUUGGAAGAAUCUUCAGAAAUGUGUUCGUUUUUUUCAUGAAUCAUCAAUUUUAUUUGAAAAAUAUACGUUAACUUGCAAGAUUUUAAAAUAUAAAAGCAUUAUUUUUGUAUUAUAUAAAUGUUUAUUAACCUAAUUUCUAAAAUUACAAUUUAUGGAUGAUAACUUCUUUUUGUGUUUUUCUAUAAAAAUAUACUGCAAGACUUAUUAUUACCUGGACUUUCCCUCUGUAUUUUUUUUAUUCUAGAAUGUGAAAUGUACAUAUUUUAUGUGUUUAUUUCUUUACUUAUUAUGCCAAUUACUUAUUUUUUUAUGUUUGUAAAACACUUGCAUAUGCUUUUAAUAUGAUGUUGUGUUGAUUUUAAAGUUAUGAGAACAAAAAUGUUAAACUUUAAAUAUCAAAGUUAGUAUUGAAAUUCUUUGAUUAUCCUGCAUAUUGUUAAUCAUUUAUUAAACGUUCUUUAAAUCUUUUACAAUACCUAGCACUAUCUACAUGUAUAAAAAAGAAAAAAACAACAAUUGUUUUUGAAUCAAUUCUAUUUGUGUUUUAGGUACUGACUGCAGAUUAGUAAAAUCUCUGUGUGGUUUGACUCUUGGUCCUUCAUAUUUUUGUAGUUAAAAGGUCACUUAGCUUUGUAAUUUCUCUAACAAUCGUCAAGGGCUUAGUUGAAAGUUAUUUUUCACAGUUUUGUAUAUUAGUUUAUAACAUGUAAGUAUUUACCACAUUUCAUUUCUUGAACAACACUAAUUAUGUAAUUUUUUGUUUUUCCAACAUAUUACCUUUACCAAGAUAGCAUUACGUAAAGGUACUCAUGUUUAUCGUAUUUUACGUCAUUAUAUCUAGCAUUAAAAACCACUAAAACUUCAUAAUCGUAGAAUUAUCAUCAUGAAGGGAAAUGUCGAUUUUGUUGGACAAGUUUUCACAAACAAUUUAUUGAUUGGUAAAUACUUCCAGUGGAAGGUAUCAUCAUAUAUAACUAGGGAUAUGAAACUAAUUACAUGCUAUAGCAUUUAUUGUUAGUAGUAGUAAUUUUGUUUAAAAAAACAACAUAGGUUUUUAAUCUUUCACUUUGCAAUUAAAUCUUGAGUUUAAUUCUGUGCUAUUCUUGUAGUACAUUCCAACAUCUUUGGAUUCAAACUAUAUAUAUAUAUAUUGUAUGUAUAGUAUCAUGUCAUCAUAUGGAUCUUUAACGGUUUACCAUAUCAUUAAAACCGAACUUUGCGAAUAAACUUAAUAUAUUAUCUUACUAUAAUGGAGCAAUGGCGUCGUCAUCUAUAUAUCUGUGUGUGUAAUAAGUACAAUAAUGCCAAUAUUAGAAGUAAUGAUUGAGGCUUAUGAAAUGUGGUGCCAUCUAUUCAUAACAAAAUUUUGGGUAUUCAAGAUUCAGACAAUUAGUAAAAUAACUAUGGUAUGUGCAACAACCAUUUAUUUAUAACAGAACGCAAUUUUAAAUAAAAGUUCUUUCUUUACAACAAGAACACGACUUUCACUAGUACAUUAGGGUUUGAUUAUAUAUAUAUCUCUAUUGAUGUAAUUUUUACAUGAAAUCUAGUUGCUAAUGUUAUCAAUUUGUUUUACAGCUAUAUCCUUAGUUACUUUAAUUUUUUUUAUCUAAGUUAAUAAUCACACACCAACAUAAGAGGCCCGUAAUGUAUGAUAGAUUUUACUUAUUUUUAAUGUGUUUUUUUUGGUUUUUCAGAGAGAAUAUUAUACUCUUUUUAGGUUUUGCACAAUAUAAUUGUAUAUGUCCAUGUAAUUUAAAACUGUCAUUGGUUAACAAUUACACAAAUCACAAAAUUACAAGUUAAAGUAUAGAAGAAAUGUUUUCCGUUGUUGGCUGUUUAUUAUCAAACUGUUUGAAUAACAACGAUUAACAGCUUACAGAAGUCAAAUUAGAUUAAAUGGCUCUUAAAAAAAAACAUACCAUUUACUACUGCGAGAAGUCCAAAUAAUUUUGUUUUGUGGAAUAUGUAAAAUACCUCAUAAAAAAAAUUGGUGUAAUUAAAUGCAAUAAUGAAAUUA
Limulus polyphemus (Atlantic horseshoe crab) is the source of this 9571-nucleotide messenger RNA. Its product is annotated as partitioning defective 3 homolog. The transcript is spliced from 20 exons. Gene Ontology annotation, biological process: cell adhesion; intracellular protein localization; microtubule cytoskeleton organization. The record is from RefSeq and is a predicted model, not a curated record. Gene Ontology annotation, cellular component: adherens junction; cell cortex; apical junction complex. NCBI's taxonomy places the organism in Eukaryota, Metazoa, Arthropoda, Merostomata, Xiphosura, Limulidae. Gene Ontology annotation, molecular function: protein binding; phosphatidylinositol binding. The coding region runs from base 473 to 4723 and encodes 1416 amino acids.